AUGCCAACGCUUUACAACCCUAAUGCCAGCAUUCUAAGCGAAGUCUGUUGGACCAGGGAUCUCUGCCACCGGCAAAAGUGUCUUGAGCAAAUUAUUGUAGAACAAUAUGAACAUGUAUCAAAUUUACAUGUAGAAUUAGCCGUUGAUUCUUUAGAAGUUGAGGUGACGAAAGCUCUCCGCACGAAUCAGAAGAGGGAGCUCGGGCAGGGCCGCUUCAGCAUCGCCACGCUCGUCCACUGGAACGGGGCCGAGGCCGUGAUGAAAACGCCGGUCGAGGACUCCGCGUGGAUAUUUGUUGAAGAAUUAAUGUAUCUGAAGCACCUCCGGGGCGCCGGCGGAUCCCCCAUAGCCCUUGGACUGUGCCCAAAUCCCCCGGCCCUCUUCAUAUCCUUCGUGGGGCAUCAGACUCUCGAAAAUUACUUGCAGGAAAAGAGGACCGACGAAGAGCUUGUGGAAGUGGCCAUCGAUCUUUGCAUUAAGAUACAGGAAAUCCAUCAGAAGCACGUCAUUCACCACGACCUGAAGGAGGACAACGUCCUAGUGGACGCCCAAGGAAUGGUGCACGUUAUCGACUUCGGCAACGCCGAUAAGGAGGGUGAAAAGUGUUGCUAUCGUAGACCAAGUUGGUCCCCCAUGUGGAUGGCCCCUGAGGUCUUCUCCGUCGUCCUGAGCCAUCCCACCCAAGACGUAUACUCCUUCGGGUACUUGCUCAUGACAAUAGCCGAGGUCAUGGAAUCUCCAUAA
Molecule: messenger RNA, 744 nt
Organism: Penaeus monodon (black tiger shrimp)
Lineage: Eukaryota; Metazoa; Arthropoda; Malacostraca; Decapoda; Penaeidae
Product: serine/threonine-protein kinase CTR1-like
Exons: 4
Coding region: 1-744 (247 amino acids)
Biological process (GO): protein phosphorylation
Molecular function (GO): ATP binding; protein kinase activity
Source: RefSeq, a predicted model, not a curated record